Molecule: messenger RNA, 2418 nt
Organism: Kwoniella shivajii
Lineage: Eukaryota; Fungi; Basidiomycota; Tremellomycetes; Tremellales; Cryptococcaceae
Exons: 2
Coding region: 1-2418 (805 amino acids)
Biological process (GO): cellular response to oxidative stress; protein N-linked glycosylation
Cellular component (GO): endoplasmic reticulum membrane
Source: RefSeq, a predicted model, not a curated record
AUGAGUUCAGUCGCUUCUUCUUCUUCCACUGCUUCUUUUGCCUUUUCGUCCAAUUCAACCUCACCCCAACCUCGCUACCAAUCACUACCUAUCAACAAACCACUCAACUCUCCCAAAGAUCAUGUCAAUCAUGAAUCACCCGAAUAUUCUCCUGGAAGAGUUAAAGGUAAAUCAAGAUCCAAUACUAUCACAAGUAUAAAUUCGAACUCGAUUUCAAAUCCUACCUCGAUCCCAAGUCCAAUCCCAAUCCCAAUUCAUCAUGGAAACGGGUAUAAUACGAGAUCAGCACCUACCAGUCCCAAUGGCAGGAUAAUAAUACAAGGUUUGACUCCAUUAGUCAAUAUGAAUGGAAUGCAACUGGAGCAAAACCCCCAGCGACAUUCACAAAAUCAAAGUCAAGUUAGACAAGCGUUUGCCCCUCAAUCUCAAUCUCAAUCUCAAUCUCAAUCUCAAUCUCAAUCUCAAUCUCAAUCUCAACAAGGCCACAUGGAACCACCACCUUUAUUCAAGAAUAUACCUCCCAGACCAACACAUAUUCAUUCACAAUCAUUACCUCCAAUAAAUCAAUCCUCACUGUUGCUACAACCUUUUCCCCCCAUACAUCGUCCAUAUCCAUAUCAACAUCAACAGCAAAAUGCAGGAGGUCCCUCUCGUCAACCAAUAUAUCCUACAUCUACACUUUCACAAUCACAACUCCCAGCCAAGCCAGUCCUUCGUAAUAAACCCAGACAUUCUUUCUCCAAGCAACAUGGUGAAGAUUCCGGUAUGGAUUCGGACGCUACCGUCAGAGGUCCUACUAUAGUUCAAGAGAAUGCAAAUACAACUACGAGUGUGGGCAUUAGCAGAUAUAAAGGGAAAGGAAGUACCAGUCAACCUGAUUUGACAGCUUUGAGAUCAAGAAGAGCUGAAGGCUGGGCCGAGAAUCUUAGAGGUCAGACUACUCCAACAUCUGUUCAGCACAAUCCCGUAUCGUCUGGAUCAGCAUCUACACCUACAUACGAAAUUUGGAAUGGAAAGGGGAAUGGGUCUCCAAUAGGUUCUUCAACACAAAUUGAUUCUGGAUCAGGAGAAGUUAGAAAACGGCCAAAUCACUCUCGAACGAAAACACCACCUUCACGCCCCAUGCAUAUCCAACCUCUUGAGUCUGCUGCGAUAGAACCUUGGUUACCUUCCUCACCGAAAACUUCGCGUUCAGCUGGUUCAUUAGUCAAUCUGAGAAAAUCGCCAUCACCCAGAAACUCACAUUUAUCCAUUCCUACAAUGUCGCCUAUCACAUCAAAUCGAAUGGCGCUGAGCUCAUCGUCAGACGAUGACCAUGCCUCAUAUUUUGUGAAUAGAACUGGAUUUCAGUAUGGAAGACCUGAACCAGGUGGAAUGUCAAGUGGGGAUGCCGAUGAUGACGAUAACGAUGAAUCAAAUGGUUCACUCUCAAGUGGCGAUUCCUUGAGUUUCUCGCCUAAGAAGACAAGGUUAAGAUCCAACUUCAGAAACAGAUCUUUCCUUGAAAAACGUAACUCUCCCCCUAGAGGUUUAGGUCUCUCUUUAGGUGACGAAGACGAAACCGACGUACCCAAUACAAUUGAGCCUAAACAUGUACCAAAAACUCUUUUAACCAAAAUGAUAAGAAGGUUUCAGAACUCAACCCUAUUACCAUUGAGAUUAUUAGCUAUCAUUCCAUCUUUGUGGGGAAUAUGUGUUUUAUCUCAAGCAUUAGUUACUGGAGGGCUAUGGGUGGAUGUUUGGCCAUGGGGGGUUGACCUCUCUAAAGAAGCUUUGGAAAGAUUGGUAGCUGGAGGCGAUGGACACAUGGGUUCAUGGAAUAAAGUCAAUAGAGGUGAUGUUCUGAUUAGUAUCUUAUGGGCAAUGUUGACAGCACAUUUCUGCUUCUCGCUCACUACUGGUUUGACCCAUCGAUGGAGAUCCUACUAUUCAUUACCAUCAACACUCACACGAUUAUUAUCCUUACAGUGUCUAUGUUGGCCUGCCACAUAUCUCACACUAUGGUUUCUUGGUGCAGAAAGAGUACAUCUUUGUUGGGUCGUUAUUGGAAUUACAACCGGGUGGUCUAGAACAGUACAAAUGUGGGUGACCUCAAAUGUCAUUCCACCAGCUCAGCAAGGUAGAAGGACCUCUAAUACUUCCGACGGUGUUAAUCCUGGAGGAUCUGGAGGGGGAGAUUUGACUCCGAAUUUAAGAAGAUCUUCGAAAGUGAUUGGUUUAGGUCCACCUGAAAUUCCAGAGGGUCUGAGUGUUUGGGAAUCUUUCAUGUGGGGAAGGAAAUGGGAUUGGACAAACGUUCAGAGAGAAGUAGUCGGGAAAGUCGCCGCGCUGCUUUUGAUCAGUUCAGCUUGGUUAUUCUGGGAGAAAGAACAACAAAUGCAAACAACUUCGCAAAUGAAGGGAAUGAUCAAUCCAUAG